AUGGAUGAAGAAAUACAUGUUUUGGUAAAUAAUGUGUCGAUUUGUUACCCAAAGGAAAGACCGGAAUAUUUCACAGAAAUCCCGAAUUUAUCGCAAUUUAUUGAAUCCAUAAUUAACGUCAAUAUCAAAGCCUGUACGCGACUCACGGCACUUGUAUUGCCCCGAAUGGUAGCCAAAGGCCGGGGAGUUAUCAUUAACCUAUCAUCCAUGUCGGCCCUCUAUCCCAUACCCCUACUGGCUAUCUACUCGGCCACCAAAGUAUAUAUCGACUACUUGUCCCGAUGUUUACACCAGGAAUAUAAAAGCAAAGGGAUUGUCAUACAGAGUCUGAUGUCCACCAAUAUGUCCCAUAAUAUGACGCCGGCACAUGACCUUGUGGAGAGUGUCCUAAAAAUGUGGGUCGGGAGUCGAGAACUGCUGCAUACUUUUGGCAACGAUUACUCGUUUAUCACUAUUAUUUCUACGGCUUUUGGUCGCAGGCCUUAG
Molecule: messenger RNA, 486 nt
Organism: Oppiella nova
Lineage: Eukaryota; Metazoa; Arthropoda; Arachnida; Sarcoptiformes; Oppiidae
Source: the annotation of a GenBank genome assembly